Gongylonema pulchrum is the source of this 249-nucleotide messenger RNA. Lineage: Eukaryota; Metazoa; Nematoda; Chromadorea; Rhabditida; Gongylonematidae. The record is from the annotation of a GenBank genome assembly.
AUGGUAAUGACAUUAUGCGGUCCGGAUCUGGAUACACUGAAGCAGUCCAAAAAGCAAUUUUUCACUUUUCAGUUACAUGAGAUUGGGUAUGUGCAUCGCGAUAUUAAAGCAAGUAACAUAGCGGUGUCGGUUCAGGAUCGCCAUGUACUGUAUUUGGUGGACUUUGGCAUGGCUCGAAGAUAUGCUGUUUUCUCUAACAAGCGAUGGUCCAUCAGACAGCCGAGGAAGAAGGUUGGACAUUUUUCUUAA